Messenger RNA from Python bivittatus (Burmese python), 11240 nucleotides. Lineage: Eukaryota; Metazoa; Chordata; Lepidosauria; Squamata; Pythonidae. The record is from RefSeq and is a predicted model, not a curated record.
UCCGUCCUCAUCUUGGAAACAGAAGGGAAGAUUUCAGUCAGUUCUGCCUGGAUCAUAGCUUCUACAAGAGGUUUGGCAAAAGCACCCAUUGCAGAAACCUAGGAAGGCCACUCCUCAAGUUGGAGAAGAUUCUCAAAAUGGUCAUCUCCCACCUGGCUGGCAAAGUUAUAUGUCUCCCCAGGGGCGAAGAUACUACGUGAACACUUUCACCAAUGAGACUACUUGGGAGCGGCCAAGCAGUGUCCCAGGAACUCCAAAGAAUUUAGUGACCCAGAAGAACUCCUUGCCUACAGUAAACGGAUAUCACAUACCAGGCACGUUGGCAUCCCAACUAGAACCAGGCCACAUGAGUCUCCGCAAAAUCAGCAGUGACCCCCAGAGUCCUGGGUCUCCAUCACCUACUCGAAAACAGAAUAAGGAGAACACCUUUACGAUAAACUGUGUGACUUUUCCCCACCCCGAUGCAAUGCCAGAACAGCAGUUGCUGAAACCUUCUGAAUGGAGCUACUGUGAUUAUUUCUGGGCUGAUAAAAAGGAUCCCCAAGGGAACAGUACAGUCUCGGGAUUUGAAAUUCUUUUACAGAAACAAUUGAAAGGAAAGCAAAUGCAGAAAGAAAUGGCAGAAUUUAUUCGAGAAAGAAUAAAAAUUGAAGAAGAAUAUGCCAAGAAUUUGUCUAAACUAUCCCAGAACUCUCUGGCUGCCCAGGAAGAAGGGACACUCGGUGAAUCCUGGUCUCAACUGAAAAAAAGCAUGGCUGAUGAGGCAGAGGUUCAUCUUAAAUUCUCCUCUAAGCUCCAGGCUGAAGUGGAAAAACCUCUGCUCAACUUCCGCGAAAACUUCAAGAAAGACAUGAAAAAGUAUGACCAUCAUAUUGCUGAUUUGCGGAAACAGUUGGUUAGUAGGUAUGCAGCAGUGGAAAAGGCUCGAAAAGCAUUAACAGAGAGGCAAAAGGAUUUAGAGAUGAAAACACAGCAGUUGGAGAUAAAACUGAGCAACAAGACAGAAGAGGAAAUUAAAAAGGCCAGGCGGAAGUCUACUCAAGCUGGAGAUGAUCUCAUGCGUUGUGUGGAUUUGUAUAACCAAGCUCAGUCAAAAUGGUUUGAAGAAAUGGUAACCACCUCUCUGGAACUUGAGAGGCUAGAAGUAGAGAGGGUGGAAAUGAUUCGGCAGCACCUUUGCCAAUAUACGCAGUUACGACACGAGACAGACAUGUUCAACCAAAGUACAGUGGAACCCGUGGAUCAGUUGCUUCAGAAAGUGGACCCAGCCAAAGAUAGAGAACUGUGGGUAAAAGAACAUAAAACCGGUAACAUCAGACCUGUGGAUAUGGAAAUAUAGACUUCUGUGACCAGGUGGGCUUUUGGCUCCACCAAGUUCGAGGGAAUUCCCUAAAGCUUCAAGAGGAGGAACAGGAGAGAUGUUCCACUGUCAGCUUCCGUAACUAUUUAUUAUUGUCUGUAAGGACUAUUUCUGUCAUGUUUGAUCAUUAUUCCAUUCCUAUAGUGCUAUGCCUUAAACAUCCAACAUUCCAGGGUUGAGAAGCUACUCUUUUUCCUUCUUUUUGAAACAGGCUCAUAGCAGCCAAGCACGUGCCACUCCCAUGAUCAAUUGCUGGGUCUGUUUGCUGGUACAAAAAGAAUUUUGCUAUUCUGUGAUUAUCUAUUUUGUGCUACUCCCCUUGCAUGAUGCUCUGUUUUGUACUGUAAUGUUAAGACACAAUAAGGCUGUGCCAAACAUAUGGACGGAUGAGUUUGAAUGUGACUCUGGAAGCAGAGAGGUCCUCCUGAACUUUCCCACCGAAUUAGGUGGGAGUGGGGAGAUGGUUUUAACCCCCUUCCUUCUCUCCCAUCUACACUUUAUGAAAUGGAUUUCGUAAUGCUUACCUACCUCACAGGGAUGUUGUGAGGAUAAUAUCUGUAGAGUAUUAUGUUUUAACAACCAUUGUCUCCUAUAACUACAAAUGCUAUUGCAAGGCUACAGUGAAAAGGCUUUUUCAGGUAAAGAAAAUGAGGCCAUGGGUCAGGAGACAAUGGACCCAAAGAAAACCGCUUGGGUUGGCCCUCUUUUACACUGUCUCUCAGGUACUACUUACUGGCUGCAGUCCUCAAGCUACUUGUGAUCUUGUUGACUUCUCCAGGAUCUGCAGAAACGAUCAGAGAAUUGGAACCAUUGACCCCCAAUAGAAAAAGAGCACUCUCGAGGCCCAGAUGCCUCCCAUCAGGUGUGCUUCAAGAGUCUUUGGAAGACUGUAAGAAACCGAAUUCAAAGUGUAUCUCAAUCUGCCAAAUAACCUACAUGAAACUAUUAGAGGCCAGGACCUUCCUAGCCAAUAUGUCUUCCCUGAUAACCGAUUUUGUGCUCAUGUCACAAAGAUCUCUGGAUGGAUGACCCAGCAAAAUUCAAGUGGAACUUGGGUUUGGGGGAAGAUUUUGCAUGCCUUUGGCUCUUGAGUUCCCACACUCUGGCAGCUAUUUUAAAAAGUGUUUUAUUUUAUAACGGAGUUCAGGCCAUAUUAAGUCCCAUUGCAAAGCUAUCAGAUGGCCAAAAAUCAGCACAAGUGAGUUAAGAAGUGACUAUAUGAAAUCCAGCCAAAGAUGCAUUAUACUGCUAGAUAUUUUCAGAAGUGCAGCUAUUUAUGACGGUACUACAAGGCCUUACCAAUUUAUCCUGAGCUCCUGUAUUUGAGAAACUGCUGAGGGGAAACCAUCCUGUUCUUCGUUCUCCUUUUUUCAUUUGUCUUGCAAUGGUGUUUGUAUAGCACAAAUAUUUGCUUCAAGUAUCAGAGCUUUAAUUUUUUGUACUGCCAAGUAUUUUGUUUGAACAUGUGUCAUAAACAUCUACUCUUCAUUUCUUUAUUUCCUAAAUCAUUUUUUUUUUCUGGAAUGCAUUUGUCAGUUCUUUGACCAGACUUCCCAUCAGCACUAUAACUCUUGCCCUUUCUAUUUUCAAAGUAAUGAUUUUAACUUAAACUACAGAGAAGUAAUAUAGAUAACCUGAGCCUCUUGAACUCGAAAAUCUUAUGGGAGGAGGUUGGGGGUGAAAGAUGGCAUUGUUUUGCUUGAUUAUUUGAUGCUUACAUUGUUAAAUAUGAAGAAAACGAUCACACAAGCUAUUCCAGUUAGUUACAGCUCAAAUGUGCCUUCAUUUGAUUUUCGUUUUUUUGGGGUUUUGUUUUUUGGCCUUUUGGCUUGCUUUUUGCUACCAAUGAAAUCCCCUUUUUCCAUUUCUAGUGUCAUCACAGGUUUAUAAUAAGAAAUAUAAUUUGUCUUUUUCCCAAGAAGCUGACUGUCAAGAUUUGCAAAAAGUACAAUUUAUCCUGCUGGUAUGUGUGGGUAAAUUAAGGCCUGGACAGAAAACAACAUAAAAAGAAUUUCUAAGACAUCUAUUUAGUUCCUUUCCUGUUUUGAAGCUUGUGAUAUUUCUGUAUUCUUUGCAUCCUUUCUGUAGCUGAUGGUUUUCAGAGCUUCCUUCAGUCGUUGCCCAUUGAUUUUUUGGGCUUUUUCUGUUUUUCAUACUUGACACUGUUUGUAUAUUCUCUUGAUAAAAUGGACUGCAGUUCUUUGUACAUUUCACUCCAAAUUUCUUCACAGUCAUCAAGCAAUAUAAAAGAAACUGCUCACAGCAAAUUACCAAAAUUGCCUGCCCUUUCCAAAUUAUAUUCUAAGGACUCCACUUUAAUUGGAUUGAAUUUAAAAUAUCUUUAUCUUAUUUUUCUAGAUAAAAAAGUAUUCAAAGCACCUUAAUUGCAAAUGUGAGACACUGCCUGGAUCAUUUGGUUUUCAUGUGUUUGCUGCUUGCUAUCAACUAACAAUUGUCUCCUUUUUCUUAUACCUACAUCUCUCAUCAUUAUCUUACCCAUUACUGUGCUUUUCUCUGCUUUCAUUGAAACUCCAGGGACUGGUGAUAGCAAAAUGUGGUUUGAUUACAGAAAACUCCCCAAGAUUUUGCAGAAGAUUGUAAACAGAUUCAUAGGUCUCUUGCUGUGAUUAUUUCAAACAAUACAGUGUAUUUCCCUGACUAAAUUCUGACAAUCUAUGUCUUCUCUUUCAAGUUCUACAUUUCUUUUAAAACAUUAUUAUUUUAUAUGAAGGAUGAAAAUGCGUAUUGCUCACCAGCAUCCCUUUUAUGCUCCCCAGGAACCCCAAAAGUGGGUUGGGGCAAAAAGAUUGGAACCUUUUUGGGUGUCUUUUGGGGGCUUGACGUUUUAAGGGGCAAAAUGAAUGCAGUUGCUUAAGAUACUAACACAGUUGCCUUGCAGUUGCUUAAGAUGCUAAUUUCACCACUUAAAACUUCUCAAGCCACCACGGUCUCAGGGUUUUUUUUGUUUUUGUUUUUGUUUUUUUGUUUUUUUAGUUCAGCCCUCAACAUGUCAUGCAAAGCUCAGUGUGCCCUCAGUCUGAUGGAAGUUGCACACCUCAGACAGCAACCACAUACCAUUUGUGUCACUCAUGUAGUCACUCCUGUAUGGCCAUGAUAAUUGUAACCAGGGAUCAUAGUGAAAGAGCAAGGUCUCAAUUGUUGAUUUACUUACAACUUCUGUCUUUUGGGGUCCAUUAGUUAUGCCCUAAGAAUUUGAGGGAAAGUAAUCAGCAAUUACUUUCUUCCACAUUGUUCUGGCUUGGUAGAAGUCUUUUCACCAGCUUCUUCAGAAAUAUUGAGCUGUCAAAUUUAUUUGGCCCAUCCCACUCAAAUCACCAGUGCUGCCUUUAGUAUUCUUCUUCCAUUUCUUUUUCCUAGGACAAGAUAGAACUCACUUGGAUGCUUUAGUUGAAGUUCUCUUUCACCACCUAAAGCAGCUGUGGGUGAAACCUGCAUAUUUCCUCUUCAGCUGGCUCUUUGGAACAUUCCACUGCUCAGUUACGUAGAUGCUUCCUGACUUGUGAUUUGGUCUAGUGAUAUCUCUACAUCUAGACUUUCUUGGCUGCAAAAUGUAGAACGAGAAAGCCAUAUAUUAGAAAUUCAAAGGGAGAAGAGGAUUAGCAUGCCAAGCUUAUGAGUCUCUCUCUCUGUUUUUGAAACUCAGCGCCUCACUGCCUUUUUAAUAUGCCUGCUGUGACCCUUUUACAUUCCAGUGGAUCUGUCACUGGAUUUUUUUUUUCUUCGCAAAUAUUACUUACUGCAUUCUUUCUACAUGACAUUUUGGUAUGACCUACAAUUGUGGGAUGAUUUGCAAGUGUACUUUGUGCCUUUUGCUUUAUGGAAUGUUUAUAUCGGUCCAUAUUUAGCUUGGAUGUCCAUCAGAUUAGCCAGACAUUUACAACUUGAUUUUGUUUAAUGUGGUUUCUAGCUGCUUAAUCUCUCUUAAUUACAUAGCUCCCAUUCUUUAAAAACUUCCCAAUGCUCAAGAUUUGAUUUAUUCUUCUUCAAGAUUCACAAGGAAGAUUGUAAUGCUUUGUGAAGUUUUCAUUCUAACUAGCAUCUUGAGAAAAGGUAUGAUAGAAAAUUAUUAAGAGAGGAUUUCAUUUUUGCAAAGGAAGCACUUUUGGAUUACUUAAAUAGUAAUCUGAAGUUUGGCAGAUUUUUAGUUCCGUGUCAGUGUAUAGAUGAAUGCAAGCAUAGAUCAACAAUGUAAUGUACGUCAAUGUUGUAAUAUGAAGGGCUUCUUGUUUAAUAUUCUGGAUAUGCCAUUCUAUUUUCCCCCCUUCAUGAUUACAUGUUCACUGAGCAUCAUCUGUUCUCACUGAGCUAGUUGGAGGGUUCCUUCCCAAAGGUUUUCUAAAAAUAUCACUGCACUUUUGCAAACUUUGAGGGUCCCCUGAACCUAUUGUUAUUUCUGUCCUGAAAAUAGAUAGUGGCAUUUUAUAUAAGGAUUGGCAUUCAGAAAAUUGAGAAACUCUUAAUAUAUGAUAAUGUUCUUCACAGGUUGUGUUGUAUCCAAAUAGAAUGUGAUAUUUUGGGUUCUGUGUGGGCUUUCAUCCUGUACCAUCUGCCCCCAAUGGGAUCUGUAUUGUUUUAUUUUGCUGACUAGUUAACUCAUUCCCAAUACAUGUCAGUGUGAUUUGUCACAGAUGCAGUCAGAUCUGGAGCACGCAGUUAGGUUCUUCCAUGUUAAAUCUACUGACCACAGCAAAUUCUCUGUUGUGGAACCUCAGUUCUGUUCUUUCGUGAUCUUCAUGAUGUGACAAUACACCUCUGCUUUUCUUAUUUUAAUAUUGUGUCUCUGUUGUGAGUAAGGCUGAGCAGGCUUGACACUCAAUUUCCAGUCCUGAAUUCAGUGAAGAAAGGUCAAGGGUAUGUGCGAUUUCUCCAUUUAUGUUUUUCUCAUAGGUUUCUUUAAAUUAUUUCUAGUUUAGUACAGGAAUAAGCCUAAGCAAAUAGGUUUAUCCUUUUUUAGUGCAAUCCUACCUGCUAUUCAGAAUUACAUUCUCCUGUAUUGGAAUUGAAUUCUUCCUAGCUGGCAUCUUUAAGAAGGUAACCUUCAUGGCUCACAAGGAAGGAAAGAAGUAACAAUCUUGUUGUUGUUAAAUUAAUGACACAGCAUGUUAAAAUUCCUGCUGUAAGACACACUUCUUUGGAGGAACUCAGAACCAUUUCUUAUGCUUUUAAGGGCAUUGUCCUCCCAGGCUGAUAAAGUAUGAAAAAGUUUAUUUUCUGUACAGGUCUUUCCCUUUCCCCUCAUUUCUCUGCACCAGGGAUGAAGCCCAAAUUAAGAUUCUUAGAUCUUUCCAGUGUGCAUCUUCCUCUAUCAUAUUUCCCUGCAUGCAGCAAACAUUUUUGCUCUGCUUAGCCCAUGCCUAGGGAGAAAUGGGAAGGCAAAGCCAACUUCUGCUUUCCAUUAAAGAAAGUGCAAGUUUCUCCUAGACUUAGUUGGGCAGUGUAGCCCAACUAUCAUCACAGCCGCUUUCUUUUGGCAUGGUGACUCUGCAUUCUGUUACUAACCCAGGGUUGGAUGUGAAAGUGGCAGAGAAAGGCGAUCAUAAAGCUAACUUUAAGUUUCCAUCUUUCAAGAAAAUGGGGAGAAAGGAAGGUGACAGAUAGGACCAAUGCCAGCUGAUUUUUUUAAAAGCAGCCAUUCUGAAGGCAAUGCAAGAGAAAAACAUCACAAGCAAUUAACCUGUGCAGGAGUUUGGUUUGAGCAAUUUGACGAUCAGAUUGGUUAAAAGAAAAUGUUUGGUAAAUAUCUAUAUGAGAUUUAUGGUCAUCAGUAACUACCCAGAUUAGCUUUCCCUUAUUUGCCCUUUUUGCAGGAAUUGGAAGGGACAAAUCUGUAUUAGUUGCCCUGUUUUGUACAGAUUUUCCUCCUCAUAACCAAGAAUAGCCACCAUCACAUUCAGGAUGAUAAUAAUUGUCCUAAGGUUAUGUUUGAGAGACACCAAUACUAGGAUCCUUUCUGAUUCUUUUUUUCCCUUAUAGAUUUAUUCAUCAGAUAUUUGGAAUUCAGAAAAUAGAUGGCUGGGCCAUUAAUAUACUAAUGGCCAUGGAGCAAUAUAUGCAAAGAAUCAAUAUCUUUGCAUGUGUUGUGAUGCCUCUGAUUUGUCAUCACUCAAGACUAUAGCACAUUGUACAAAGCAAGUCACUGAUGGCCACAGUGGAAAAUUAACAUUUGAAAUAGCCUUCUGAGACUUUUUAGAUAAUAAUUCCAAUAGCAGGUAGAGUUGGUUUAGCAAUGUCUAAAGGAAUCUCCACUGCAACAUUAAUAUGAACCCAUUUUUUUUCAAUUUUCAAUCAGUAAUAUAGUGUCCCUGGCUAAGAAAGCUAGUCGAAGUAUUUUUAAAGGUUACUUACAUUAUAAAUCUCAAAAUAGACUGGUGGAACAGGAUCUUCUGGGAAUGCUGUUGUGCUUUUUUUCUGACAGCAGGAUGAACAUUCAGCUAAAGACAAUUUGCACAUAUGAAAAGGGGGAUUAAAGGCUUGUUUUCCAAAUAUUUUGACUGGGAAAUUUCUAUACACCACGUUUAUUUACAUUGUAAGUGAAUAUAUAUCAAUUUAAAAGUCAUAACUUCUUUCAAAGAACCUUGGAAAUAAUAGUUUGAUGAAUGGGGUGACAAUAUUUUAUUAGAGAUUCUUACCCUCCUGUUCAGAAUUAUAGUUUCCAGAGUCAUCUGGAGAGAGGAGACAUCUAUCAGGAUAAUUUAGGAAUAUAGUUAUGAACUUGGUUAAUACCAGUGCUUGUGUACAUAAUAUGGAUAAGAAUAUGUGAAUGGUGUAAAUAAAUAAAUUUUAUGUAGUCCAAUACCUUGAACUCUUUUUCUGUCCACCAGUGGAUAUUCCUUGCUUUGCUAAUGCUUUGCCAAAGCAUAGCAAAGAAUUAUUAUGGGCGGUGUUUCUGCUGAAAGCAGCUGGAGAGGUAGCUAAAUAUAUUGAGACAAGCUCAAAGGUGCAGAGAUGAUAAAAGGCCCUCUUGAUAAAACCCACUAGGAUUUAUCAAAGUGGAUUUUAAACUUCACAGACAUAGCAUGCAGUUGCAUCUCACCAGGAAGGAAAAGAAGAGUAUGUGAGGCUUAGGUGGGAAUUGGAUCUAAUCAUCCCUUUGAAUUGCAGAAUUCAAUUCAGUUUUAGUUGCUUUUGGAUCAAUUUUAGAGCUCCAUGGACUUUUGUGCAAAGUUAAAUUGAAUUGAUGAUUCAAAUUGAAUUGACCAUCCUUUGAAAUAGAACAUGGCUGAUUUGCACAACUCUCUCAAAACAUUCUCAGCAAUUUGAUGAGCGUUUGCUCUCAAAUAUAGUCUUGAACACUGUACAAUGUACCAGGAGAUGGCACCACAUGCAUCCCAUGUUGCCAAGCCAGGGUGGAUUUUCUUGCUUAAUAUUUCUGUAACUUUCACUUGCUUUUCAUCUAAGCAUGUCAACAAAAAUGUUCAUAAAUCAAAUGGAUGUAAAACAUCUUCCAAGAUGUUUUGGCAGUUUGCCACUAUCGUUUGCUGAAGAGCAAGGCAAGGCUAUAAUAGCCAUAAAAGAGCGGUAUUCCCUUGCUAGUUUAAUAUUCCCACAUGCAGGACUCUUGCAGGUGUAUGAGACAGUAAAGCUUUCUGGUUAUGUCAUAAUGUCCAUAAAUUCUUCAGCUACUCAGAGUAUUUAAUUUCUUUUUUCUUUGGUCCUUUCAACCCUCCAGCUGGACAAGUGCUGAAAUGCAUUCUCUAUUCAUGUACGAUGAUUUGCUCGCUAAAUCUGUUGAUGAACAAUGCACAAUAAUUUCUUAUUGAGUUCACACAUUACACUAAGCCAAGGUUGGGUAAUCUGCAGACCUUGGGCUCCCCAAUACCCUAAGAUUGUACCACUAAAAUUGGAUAGCAAGGUGGCCAAAUUUCAGUGCAAUUAUUUGGGCUGUUUUUCUUGUUUGGAGGAGAUUUAAGAAUAGGAAUGGUAGUGGUUGCUUCCCAGAAUCCUCUGCUCAUUAAAUAUACAUAUACAUAGCUCAAAACAGACCAAAAUAUUUCAGGCUCUAACCUGAAUUGUGGCUCCUGUCCUUUUAGAAGUUGUCACCCCUACACUAAGCUUUAAUGUUGUUUGUUUUAUUUGGCUUAGUGUGUUCCAUGAAACCCAAUGUUUGUAGUUUAAAAAUUACGGCUGCAGCUUAAUAUUAUGUGUGAACCUGUGUGGCUUAUGUUUUUUUUAAAAAAGCCUGAUUAAAACAAAAAUAGCUUAGCACGUUAUGCUAUGUGGUUACAUUGAUCUUGAUAUACUCUUAUAAUAGAGUCAAAUAUUAGUUUUAUGCUAAAAUUCAGGUGCCAGUUAGGAUGUUUUGAAAGGAUCUGUUCCAAUACAAUCCUGUUCAUGUCAGUGCAGAAACAUGUUCUAUUAUUUUUUCCUGAAUAUAGAUGAAUAGGAUUAUAACUUUAGAGACUUUAGAGAUUUUGCACUUCUGAGGUAAAAAUCCACUUUGUGAAUUUUAAUAGAAUAUUUUUUUACAGAUUUAACAAUAAUAGACUAUCAAACACACAUGCAUCAGGUGUAGAGCCUUGACAUCUUUUACAACUGGUUCUCAUCACACUUAACCAGGCAAGCUCCAGGUUUGGCUAUCUUAGAUCCACACCGAUGCUGUUUUCAAAUUAUUCUGUUUAUUACCUUUUUCUUCAAAGAGAGCUUGUGGAAGGUAGUUUGAAUAAAUUGUAGCAAACGUUUUGGAUUUUUGGAAUUUAUAGAAAGUGGCAUGAGUCUUUGUUAUGCCAUCACUAUACAUAGAUCUUUUGAACCUAAAACAGAGCAAUCCUGGCAAAGAAAAUGAAAGACCAUCUUCAGUGUUUGAGUACUUGGUGGUAGUCAUGCCUAUAUAGUAGCAAUAACAUGUGUUGCCAAACAAGCAAGUGAAUAUGACUGUCAUCAAAAACCUAGCAAAGUGAAUUUAUAUCCCAGUACAAUUAGUAAAACCUGAACCCUAUGCACAUUUACUACUCCCACUGGGUAUAGUAAAAAUUAUUUCCAUGUAAGUGUUCGUACAAACCAUUAUCAUGCUUAAACGUGUCAGUUGCAUUUGAAAUAUGGCAAAUAAAACUUUGUUCAUUUCUCAAACCAAUUUGCAUGAAAAUCUCUAUUUUUCAUUGCUUUUCUCCAAAUUAGCUAAAUUUGCUAUGUAUCCCUCAUAUCAGAGCAAUCCUUUUUAUGCAAACAUGCAUUUCCAAAUGUUUUAGACUGAACACAAGCUAUAGGGAUAAACAAAUUCAGAUAAUGUAUUCAUUUUCAUUAUCCAACAUAACUGUUUUUCAAAUAUACGAGCUUGGGAGGACAGAUUUGGCCAGCCAUUAGCUCUCCUCCAAAGCAGAUUUUUAUAAAGAAAUAAAAUAAAAUAGCAUUGCCUAUCUGGUAUUUUUAUCCUCUACCCUUUUACUAAACACUUUCUAAUUUUUUUACAAUAAAAUGUCUUUUGCCAGCAGUAAUGGCUUUGAGUUUCAUAAUACUUUACUGCUGAUUUUUGGCUAACUAGACAUUAAAACCUUAAUUCAACUGUAAGCCCUGUGUAUUAAUAAUAACAAUGAGUCUUUAAUCAUUGUGAACACUGUUAUACGGCUUUUUUGUCCCAUGCAAUUGUAUCACUAAAAUAUUGUGGCUGAAGAGGUAAAUGCUUGUUAAGAUUCAAGGGAAAUGUUGUCGGUUCAGGUAUGUCUCCUGUGUGUUAAUGUCAAUGGAGUUGCACUGAUUUACCCCAGCUAAAGAUCUAUCCCUUAAAUGUUGAAAGUAUUUGCUAUACAUUUUUUUUGUUUUAUGUACAAACAUUUCCAUAAACAUUGUAUUUUCCUCCUAUUUUAGCAAGUUUGUAUUAUGCACUUGAAAAGCUUUGUCUCAUCUCAUGUAAAAUAAACUGUAC